AUGACCGAUUCAGAGGUUCUGCGCAAAGACCAACUUGAAAUCCGUCUGCACAAUGAGAAGAAACUAAUCCACGAAGGCGCACUCAAGGACGAAAACCCGCUCGAUUUCACCGAGGGGUUCCGCCAGCUGUGCGAUGCGUGUCGCAAAGGCGACCUGAAGACGUGCCAGGAGAAGAUAUCGGAGGGAGUCAAUAUCAAUGCGCGCGACAGUUAUGAUUAUACACCUCUUAUUCUGCCUUUCGCAGCACAUAUAUCCUCGCUACUGACACGCGACCAUCCGCGAACAUGGGACAUCAUCGUAACCGACGGCGAAGAAUCACUCUUCCUCCACAAAUUCGUCCUUUCAGCGCGCUCACCUUAUUUUCAGAAGAAGCUUGCUGCCUCCCCAGAUGCUAACUCAUGGAAGAUUCCCAAUACUCUUCCCGCAGCCGCCUUUGGUGCUUCGGUUAGAUUCCUCUACCUCGGUGAUUCUCCGCGAGAGUUGCGCGCUGGGCCAGGAACAGGGUUCACCGAGUCUGAGGUUGUGGCGGGCGUUGAUCGGAUUGGGAGGCAUCUUGAGAUCCCCACUCUUCUAGACAGUGUUUUGGAAAGCGGUGAUAGACGACUGGCGCGGCAGAGGCGAGCGGAUGAGCUGGCCAGAGGACGAGAUCAGUUUGAAGCCUGGUUUGAGAAUAAUAUUCUUGCCCAUAAGAUUGUUGUUGAUACGAGGAAAGCCAACGAUGUUAAGUGGGACCGCAGCAAUGGUAUCUUUGCGGACGUCCUUCUUCGAGCUGAUGAGGUCCUUCCGGAUGGCGUUGUCGGUGUAGCUGGGGAAGCGCAAAAACACAACAGUAAUAACAAUAGCUCUUCGACUUCUAUUCCCGUGGGCACUGGAGGAGGCGCCACAACAGAGGAGAGUAAAGGAUACACGCAAAAGUCUGUUCUAUAUCCCGCUCAUCGCGCAAUGUUGAUGCGGUCUGAGUUCUUCAAUGCCAUGUUCUCCUCAGCCUUCAAGGAAGCGCAGUUUACAGAGCACCUCAAUAUAAUAAGCGUCGACUGCUCGCCGGAAGUGCUUGAGAUUGUUCUGAGAUUCUUCUAUACCGAAAAGGCUGAUUUCCCUCUAGAUAUCGCGGUGGAUGUCCUCUUCGCAGCGGAUUUACUGUUCAUCGAAAAGCUGAAGACCAAAGCUGCGAUGGUUAUCAGCAGUCUCGGCAGUGCGAAUAUGUCCCAAGCACAAGCAUCCAAAACCAGGCCGGCAAAACAGAACGGACACCAAAAACCUUCUGAGGCAAACAAAAACGCUGGCGAUGAGGAAGAGGAAGAGGAGAUCGACAUCUAUGAAAUCAUUCGAGCCGCAUGGCUCACUAGAGUACAGCGACUAGAAGAGUUCGGGGCCCGAUACCUUGCAUAUAGAUUGGAGGAGCAUGUCGACACAGAAGAGUUCGCCGAACUAAUCAAAGAGUCUGCCUCGCGAAUACAGAAAAGACAGGAAACAGAUUCGAUUGAAUUACUUGACGACAUCCGAUUUUACCUCAGCGAGCGCUUCCGACUUCGAUUCGACGAUGCGGGUUUGGCGGAGAUGAUCGAGGAGAAUGAGCCUCAAAACUGGAUUCCACCCGACAACGCACAGCAGCAGCAGCAGCCUGAUAAUAAGGAGGACCAGACGACAGUUGUUACCAAUGGCAUGGCGGAGCUGGAUCUAUUAGAGGCCACCAAUAAGCAUCCCAACUCGGAACAGAAUGUCAAUACUGCGCCGGCUGCGACCACGGUGCCAACUACCGACUACGUCUCGGUUAUCAAAACUCUGGACGGUCAAAUUGUAGAAGACGAGUUCGAUCAAGACGCUAUGAAUUAUCGGAUUCUCCUGGAUAAACUUGACCGAUUGCUGGAACGACUCAACUUGGAUGCAUAG
Talaromyces atroroseus is the source of this 1890-nucleotide messenger RNA. RefSeq lists its product as hypothetical. The transcript has 2 exons. The coding region runs from base 1 to 1890 and encodes 629 amino acids. Gene Ontology annotation, molecular function: protein binding. Gene Ontology annotation, cellular component: cytoplasm; ubiquitin ligase complex. The record is from RefSeq and is a predicted model, not a curated record. Lineage: Eukaryota; Fungi; Ascomycota; Eurotiomycetes; Eurotiales; Trichocomaceae.